This is a messenger RNA of Lycium ferocissimum, 916 nucleotides long. Its product is annotated as RING-H2 finger protein ATL67-like. NCBI's taxonomy places the organism in Eukaryota, Viridiplantae, Streptophyta, Magnoliopsida, Solanales, Solanaceae. The record is from RefSeq and is a predicted model, not a curated record. Gene Ontology annotation, molecular function: transferase activity. Gene Ontology annotation, biological process: protein ubiquitination. Bases 102 to 728 code for a protein of 208 amino acids. The transcript has a single exon.
AUUAAAUGCCAUAGCUACACCAGGCAGUUAAUCCACGCACCCACCCCUCAACCCCCUAAACCCCCCUCCAUUCUCAUGGACUUUCUCAUUCUCCCUUCCCAAUGUACACCACCACUCCCUCCUCCGUUCACCACCCCCAACAACCACCACCACCUAUAACCACCACCCCACCCACCCUUUCUCAAAAUAUCAGCACCAUAGGCCUUGGCUACGCAAUUGCCAUAGCUCUCGGCUUCGUUGUUCUUCUCUCAACUAUCCUCCUUGCUUCUUACAUCUGCUGCCGCUCCGCCGCCGCUCGCCGCCGCCGCCGUCAAAUUCAAGAGAAUUCACAAAACCCUAACAACACCGAAAACGGAAUUUACCUUCCUCGUAUCAUAUUCGUAGCAGAAGACGAUGAAAACGAUGACGGGGCAUCACAAAAUUCAACGUUGGGACUUGAUCAAGUCGUGAUAAACUCGUACCCGAAAUUGGUUUACUCGAAAAGAAAUGGGGGAAAUGGGAACGAUGUUGUUUGUCCGAUAUGUUUGUGUGAUUAUAAGGAUGGAGAGAUGUUAAGGAUGAUGCCGGAUUGUAAGCAUUAUUUUCAUGUUAUGUGUUUAGACGCGUGGCUGAAAUUGAAUGCUUCGUGUCCUGUUUGUCGGAAUUCGCCGUUACCAACGCCCUUAUCUACGCCCUUAUCGGAAGUGGUCCCUCUUUCUCAGUACUCUGAUGGACGGCGAAGAGUAUGAUUUUUGGUAAUUUGGAGGUGUAAAGUUUUAGUUAGGUCACCUUUUGGAGUUUAAAUUUUUCAUUUUUGCUGUUAGGGUUAAAUCAUUUCGUCGUGGUAGGAGUGAUUUUGGCGUUGUGAUUUUUGUCAUUAUUUUUUGUUCAUUACACAGAAUGGAUGAUUGACAGUAUCAAGCAAAACAGUAUGAGU